UUUUUCACAGGUCCAGUUCCAGUAGCGGUUCCACAGCCAGAACCUCACUCGGUUGGUGGCGUAUUAGUGCAUAUGCCGCAUGUUUGUUCUAUAAUGACAGCCACUGUAGAAACGGUAUCCGAGCAACUGGAUUUAGCGGCUAUAAUCCCAUCAGAAAAGGUGGUUACUGCUGUAGCACGAUCUGUAACGCUUUCCGAAGCAGAUGUGGCCACAGCAACUGUUCAAAUCGCUAAGCCUACCAUUGUAGGAGACUCUGGUGAAGGUUUGGAGGAAUCAGCAGAUUCAGAAACACUCUAUGAUCUAGUAGAUGACGGCGAUGACUUUUGGCAUACAUCUGUUGGAAAGUUUAAAUUCACUAUUGACAAUCUGCCACAAUCUUUACAAUACAUCCAUCAGCUGUUGAAAGAAAUUCCUACCAUUGAUAAACCGGACAUUUUGUACUACACACUACAGUGCUUGAAAUAAUGUCCUCCAUGGCGAUGCAUUUACCAAGGCGGCACGUGAUGAUCGUGGAUUUUUCAUUUGGUGCCAGGAGAAUCUACUUAUCAAAAACCUGUGGGAUGUUUGCAACGCUGAACACUCGCACAUUUGCGGAGGUAUCCGUACCUAUACUUUUACAUUGUGUAACUUUACCCUUGGGUUCGGAUGUAUUUUGGAACGUUGUUCAAGAUGCUUUUCAUCAUAAUGACUGGCGUGUUAGGUUCAAGGCCGUAGAACGAGUUACAGUUCUUACAAGAUUUAUGGAUUCAACACCACUGCGUUCAGAAGUUAGUUUACAAGCCUCUCUUGCAACCGCCUUCUGCCAUCUCAUUGCAGCGUGUGACGAUUUAAACGUUCACGUCGCACAGCGAGCUACUUUGUACCUCGGUACCAUUCAUGACAAAGCCAUACAGGCUUUAAUGUAUUGCUUAGAAUCACAAUUUGAUAUGUUUAUUGUUGACCGACCAGUAGUAUUACAAUCAGUGUAUCAGUUACAUAAUAUGCUUUCUGACAGAAAAGUACUGUCAUGGGAGUUCUUUCUUAAUCGAUUCGAUACACUAUUUGUUGAAGCACAAGUAAAUUUGGAGAAAAAUGGCGACAUUUCGCAUCUUCGAGAUUUGCGUAAUUCCGAAAAUGGAAGUGAAAUUCUAUCUACAAAAAUCAAUAAAGCCCGCGAAGCACUAAGCCAAUCCGAUACGACUGGAAGUAUGUCUAAAACACUGAGUGCUUCGUUUGGUACUAAAUGGCCAUAUAAACGGACAAUGUCAGCACCGGCUACGAUCAUCCCUAGACAGGAGUCAAAAAUAG
Messenger RNA from Ochlerotatus camptorhynchus, 1287 nucleotides. RefSeq lists its product as uncharacterized. Gene Ontology annotation, molecular function: protein binding. Bases 73 to 465 code for a protein of 130 amino acids. Lineage: Eukaryota; Metazoa; Arthropoda; Insecta; Diptera; Culicidae. The transcript has 5 exons. The record is from RefSeq and is a predicted model, not a curated record.